Messenger RNA from Ectocarpus siliculosus, 4574 nucleotides. NCBI's taxonomy places the organism in Eukaryota, Phaeophyceae, Ectocarpales, Ectocarpaceae. The record is from the annotation of a GenBank genome assembly.
AUGAAAGGCGGCCGUGUCGGCUUCGUGCGUGCUAGCUCGUUGUCACACACGGGCAGCGCCGCAGCAGCACCGCGCGGAGGAUCGCGGGCAUCGUCAAGGACGACGGCAACAAACGCCGACUGUAACGCGCUUACUGCUUCCGCCACUACUGCUUCAGCCGCUGCCGCUUCGACUGCUGUUGCGGGGAACGGAGGAGCAGCGGGGUCUACGCCACCAAAGACAACAUCGUCAUGGGGGAGCCUUGGGCGCGGAGCCGGGAGGGGUGGACGGCAGCAGCGAUUCCUGCUUUCGGACAACGGGCGGCCCCCAAGGGGCAGCACCAAGAUAAUCGCCCUGCCGCUCCACGUCGUGGGCCUCCAGUUCCGCCAAAACCAGACCGACGACGCUUGGUCUUCGCCACGGAAGUCGAGCGCAACAACAGCGGCAAGCUCCCCGUCACCUCACGGAGAACAGCCGGCCGCUCCCGCAGCGUGCACGAACGAUGACAUCGGCAGUAACACGGUCUUGGAGCUCGAGCGCGAGCCCUACAACAGCCACGACCGCAACGCGAUCAAGGUGCUCCUUCCUGCGAAACCGCAGACCCCGCCACCGCCGCUGCUGCCGGGUUCCCAGCCCUCCGCCCCGUCCCGCUUCCUCGGGUAUAUCCCAGGCAGAAUCGCCGUGCUGCUGGCGCCGGUGGUGGACGCUUCGCCCGACCCUGUCGCACGGGUGACCCUCAAGACCGUCGAAGAGGAGGGGGGAGAAGCAGCGGGUGGAGGGACACGAAAUACCUUGCCGGCGCUGCUGGAAGUGCACCCGCUGGAUGGUGCUGGCCGGGAGCCGUUUUCCAGCUUGAUGGAGAAGUUAAGGGAUGCCGCGAGAAAAGAGGACAAGCGUCAGCACAAGAGGCGCAACGAGGCGAAGGCGAACAAGGACCGCCUGCGAUCGAAACAGAAGACGCUCCUUCUCGACUUCGGCAGGUCCUCCGGCGCAACCACUUCCAAAAGCGGUGGCUCGUCUUCCACAUCCACGUCCGGCUCUGCCCGAGGGGGAACGAUGUUGGAGAGCAUGCCCUGGGAGGUUCUGUGGCAGGUUUUCUGCAGCCCAGGAAUAUCGUCACGCGAGCUUUUCGGCCCCAUCCGCGGAGUCUGCGGCAACUGGAUGCGUGCGGUCGAUGUCAUGCCUUGCGCCGCGGCGCGCCGAGAGGUCGCCAAGGUCUGCGCCGGGGAGCCAACCGAAGCGGGGGACGGCGGUAGAGAACAAGAAGACGAGGGGGGGGGGGAGGGUGGAGAGCCGUCGGAGGCGUCGCCUUCAGCCGAGCAGGAGGAGGACGACCGGAAUGGCGAUGGAGGCGGCACCGACGAGGGGGGCGCCGCAGUAUCGGCGAUGGCAACGGGUGAUAAUGAUGGCGGCGGCGGAGGGCAAGCGGGGCAGGGCAACGUGGGUGGCGGCGGCAAGAGACGGCGACGGAUGCGCCGACACCUCGACGCGGUGAAGGUUCUCUGUGAAGAGUGGGGUCUACUGGGUGCAGGAGGUGCAUGCGCUGCUGCUUCUUCCGGUGGUGGUGCGAGCAGCGGCAGUGGAAAUGGCGGCGGGGUUGGGAGCUGGAGCGGGUGGGAGGCCUUCGGUCUGGCCAUCGCAACAUCGGCUUCGCGGGACCGGCUAUCACUCUGCUGCUGGGCGGUCAGGCCGCUCAUGGGCGAGGACACCGCCGACAGCAGCAGCGGGGGUGUCCAUGGCAGCGGCGGGGUACGGGAGCGACAGCGGCAGGCGCCCUCGUGCCCGGGCCUCCCGAGAGGCGAGGUGAUUGAGCUCCUGUGCCUGAUGCUAUGCGCGUUGCGGUCUUUGGAAGGCGGCGGCGGCGGCGGCGGCGGCGGCGGUGGCGGUGGAGACGGGCUCAUGGCACAAGCAGACGGGUCGACGAGGUUGAAGGCUGACCUGUUGGUGUGUGCGAGGGUGCUCGAGAACUGGGAUGUCAGGUUUCAAAAGCCUGGACAUCCAGGCGGUGGCGGUGGCGGCGGCGGUGACGGUGGCGGUGGCGGGGGAGCUAGCGGGCUCAUCUCGAACCUCACGGCGGAGCAGCGAAGCAUCGUGCUCGCAGACGUGAAGCCGGGGGGAGUUCUAACGGUCUUGGCAUUCGCGGGGACGGGAAAGACGACGUGCCUCAGGGCGUACGCGCAGGCGCGACCCCAUCUCAAAAUUCUUUACCUCACGUUCAACGUCAGCGUUCGUGAGGAGGCCGAGAAGACUUUCCCCCCCCACGUGGCGUGCAAGGGCGUUCACCAGCUCGCGUUUCGGUUCGUGGGCCGGCGGUUUCAGUCCAAGCUCAAGCCGGACCUGAGGGAGUCGGACGUGCAGGCGUUUCUGAACGACAGGCUGGGGAAGGACGGAGGAGCUUCGACGCAGCCCCCCCCCCCCGGGCCCUCAAGGAAACGUCGUCGGCGAGCCCCCUCUCCUGUGGAGGACGCCACCGUGCUGGAGUGGGCGGCGAUGGCUUGGACAGAGAUGCAAUCCACGGGACCCCCAGGGGGGGCUGGGUGGGGUGGGGGCGACGGAGAAGGAGCGGCAGCAGCGUCGCUCGGGAUGACCCACGCGGGCUACCUGAAGCUGUUCCAGCUGUCGCGGCCCUGCCUGGGCCGGACGUAUGACGUCAUCAUGCUGGACGAGGCGCAGGACUCGAACCCCUGCAUCGCGAGCAUCGUGCUGAGAGAGACGCGCUGCGCCAGGAUUCUGGUGGGGGACAGCCAUCAGGCUAUCUACGGUUUCAUCGGAGCAGAGGACCACCUAAAGCGAGUGGAAGGAGGGAAGAUUCAACACCUCACUCAGGUGUUCCGGUUUGACCAGUCGAUCGCUCACGUGGCCAACAGUCUCGUGGGCCCCCUGAAGAGGGAAACGAGGCCCUUGCUUGGCUGCGCCGGGAAGCAGGGCAAGGUAGUGCUUUCAGGUGGGACGGGGCUGGAAGUGUGGCAGGACCAGGAGCGCACAGUGAAGCGGCCGAUCGCGUUCCUCGCAAGAACGGUGUCUACCCUUGUGCACGCCGCGAUGUGGGCCAGGUCCCGAGGUGAAAAGGUUGCCUGGGUGGGCGGUGCGCAGGCCUACAGCCUGGAGGCGAUCGAAGACAUGUGCCUUAUGGCCAUGGGAAGGUCGUCGGAGGUGAAGCACGCCCUGCUCAAGAAGCUCAAGACCAUCAAGAAGCUCGUUCGCUUUAUUCAAGAGUCUGGAGACCGGCAGUGGGCCAACCGGCUGCGGAUGCUGGACGGAAAAGAUCCUCAAGCGUUGCUGUCAGAGCUUCGAGAGAUCCAGCGCAAGCAGGUUCAUCCCCGCGAGGCUGAUACUCUGUUGAGCACCGUCCACAAGGCCAAGGGCUUGGAAUUCGAUACGGUGGUCUUGGCGGACGACUUCAUCGAGGUGGAUGAUAUCCGCUGGACUACCGGGCCUUGUCCGCAGCCGGUGUGGGACUCGGAGGCGGAGAAGGAAGAGGUGAAUAUCCUUUACGUUGCUGUCACCCGGGCGAAACGCCGCCUCGUCGUGAACUCCUCCCUGCGCGCCUUUCUCCUCGUCACCGGAGCGUGGAACAGCGUCUCCUUGCGAGGCGUCGCCGGUCGCCGCACCCCCGGGGACGGCUCUUCAUCAUCCUCUCCCAUGGAUGAAGCUCGCAGCAGCAGCAGUCACUGCAACCUCUGCGGGAGGCACGCCGAUGCUGGCGGCGGAGGAAACCGCGUAGAUCUUCUUUCGAGAGCUCAAGCGGCUGAUGCACAGCAACUGGCAACAAGCGGAAGAGCAUUUGCCAACACCUUGAUCACCGCAAAUCAACGGGCGGGAGGGGGAGGGCUAUUGUACGCGGAAUCAGGGUCCCUGCGGCCGCUGUGCUGCUGCUGCGUGGAGGGUGUAGGUGGCGGCAGAGCGUCUGCCACCUUCGCCGCCGGCGCCGCUGAAGCAAGUCCUGGUAGUGAUGCCGCUGUUGGGACCGAGGACGAUAACGCCGGUGCCUUCUAUCCCCAUUCGCAACUUUCGAGGUUUCCGUAUAUAAGGGCUCUCGUGCGAGCGCGGUGAACUGGUGGGGUCAUUUGUCGGCGAGCAGGACGCGUUCAAGAACGAGGAACACCAUGGUUGUAAACACCAUGGUUGUCGGCUCUACGUCCUAAACGGCCGGGUCUGUCUGGAACAUCGAUCUAUUCGUUUGAUUCAAACGCUUUCCGUGUCUUCGAGAUGCUUGCUGUCUCUCAUCUUGUUGGGGCGUCCGCUGGGACCGCGAGCUAUGUGCAUUUUCAGGCGCGUUCGAACAAGAAACGGCCUAGUUUGAUCAGCUUCUAGCCCGACUUGAGUCUGUUUCCUCAUUUUUUUGUGAGUCUCUUACCUUGAUGUGCGCGUGCAGCAAAUGCCUCUUUGGCCGCAUUUUGCACACGUGGGGUAGUCCUUGGCAACCUGAUGAAGAGCCUGCACGAUGUCGCGUUUGUUGUGUAGCCCGCGGUUGUAUUGGCACAGAUCGAAGUCUUCACAGAGCUUUCGUGAUCCAACGUACCCUCUCCGAACGUUCGGGUGGGGGUACAGAAGGCUUGCUGGCUGCAUACAUGAACGCACGAGGAGUGUUGACU